AUGGAUAUACAUCUACAGCCCACUGCUCCAGUUUAUCUGUACACGCCUCAGUUGGGUCGUGUACUACAGGUUAUACCACCACCUAAUGCCCAACACCCUUUCGUUGAUUUCAAUGGCCCAGAACGUUUUAUCCUCGGUGCUUAUCUGGCCUACUGUCAGGUCUCUCCGAUAUAUUGUCCAGAUUAUGUGUUGGUCAACAGUUUAGAUGGUGUUCUACCCGUAGUCGGCACACUCGCUAUUCCUCACCAUGAUGAAACACUGUUUCAUACAGUAUACAAAAAGCAGUUUGGUGACAGUGAUUUCCUUCGGGCUAUUGACGCCCAGUUUUGCCGGCCAAACGGGGCAGGCAUGAUCAUUCCAGUGUGGCAAUUUUCCAGUACCAUCGAGAAUAGACUGUCAGAUAUGCAUAAGGUAGUCCGGGGAUGCAUCAGACUCGACGACUUCUCUGGUGGUGGUACGGUUCAAGAACAGGAGGCGAGGAUCAAAGCAUUAUUUGAUUCUUUUAACCCAAGUGACCAACAGGAUAUCGAACAAGCUAUUGCUGAACUUGUGGAACUGCAUAUGUUCAGGGAACUCAUGUGGAUGGCAACGUUCCAAACUGUGAUCAGCUUGGCUGAGGGUACCCGCGAUGGCAGGGUCGCUGACCUUUUUCCUCAAGAAGUUCGAGGGGAGAACUUGGCAUUAGCAAAAUGUUUUGCUGCGACUUUGCUAACCAUAAUUUACCAUACGUUUCAUCUUGGGCAACCCCUGAAGACCCGUGGCCGCAAACCGGGUGCUGUGUAUUGUAUCAUCCUAACUGCCAUUACGCAUAUGUAUGCGAACCUGAAGCAGUAUCCCACAUUUAUGAAGACAAUGGUUGGGUUGACAUUCCUAAGGGCUCCGAAUGUGUUGCCCAUGGACCCCAAGAUCCAAGCCCCUAAAGUGUCCGCGUAUGAGAAACGAGCAAGAACUGUAGCAGAUUGUAGUCCCAUCAAGCAGGUGGAGGUCAAUUUACCUGAUCUUCCCUAUGCAGAGUUCACAUCCAUCCGUUAUGCGAGGACGACGGAGAUAGUCGACAAUAGAUGCUUCCUCUGA
Molecule: messenger RNA, 1074 nt
Organism: Suillus discolor
Lineage: Eukaryota; Fungi; Basidiomycota; Agaricomycetes; Boletales; Suillaceae
Exons: 10
Coding region: 1-1074 (357 amino acids)
Source: RefSeq, a predicted model, not a curated record